Molecule: messenger RNA, 524 nt
Organism: Nicrophorus vespilloides
Lineage: Eukaryota; Metazoa; Arthropoda; Insecta; Coleoptera; Silphidae
Exons: 1
Coding region: 88-453 (121 amino acids)
Biological process (GO): nucleosome assembly
Cellular component (GO): nucleosome
Molecular function (GO): DNA binding
Source: RefSeq, a predicted model, not a curated record
AUAAUGUAAAUAUAAAUAUAGAUGGGGAAAAUUUGUAGUGCGAUCUAAUAAUUUUCUUUCGAUCGGGGAUUUGUUAAAAGUACCAAAAUGUCCAGUGACAACAAGAACAAUACGGCAUUACUUGUGCUAUCAGCAAUAUCCGAACUUCGUGACACGCAGGGAUCGACGGUGAAGGCCAUCACAGACUUCAUCGAAAAUGAAUAUGAUGUCCCUGAGAAAGAGUACAAGCGGUACUUGCGUGGAACUCUUCAGAAGGGCGUCGCGUUCGGGGCUAUCAAGAAGAAUCGCGGCAAGUAUCAAUUGGGAGAAGUCCUCAACAAGCUGAAGAAGGUUAGCGGCAUAAGGGAGAUGAAAGGACGUCGCAGACGGAGCAGAAGCGGACAUCGACGCAGGAGAAGGAGCAGGAGGCGUUCCGGCAGCCGCAGGAGGAGACGUUCCCGCAGGAGGAUUUAAAUGACAUAUUCUUACAGUGCACACUUUGAUGUUCGUCUGAAUUCGCAUAUAUAAUUUAUUUGAUGUCUGAU